This is a messenger RNA of Adineta ricciae, 720 nucleotides long. Lineage: Eukaryota; Metazoa; Rotifera; Eurotatoria; Adinetida; Adinetidae. The record is from the annotation of a GenBank genome assembly.
AUGAUGGCAGUAAACGGCUGGUUAGAAUCGAUUUAUAAUCACAUAACUUGCAAUGUAGAUGGGCCAAACGGCGAACAUCAUUUAUUAAUCAAUCCAUUUGGUUUAAAUUAUCGCGAAAUUACUGCAUCAUCAUUGGUGAAGAUUGAUUUCGAUGGAAAUACAAUUCAUCCAGGUGUUGUUGGCGAUAUCUUUGGAAUAAACAAAGCUGGUCUCGUUAUUCAUUCGUGUAUUCAUCGAGCACGACCUGACGUCCGUUGCGUGAAUCAUAAUCACAAUUGGGCUGUUGCUGGUCUUUCAGCAACGAAGAACGGUCUGAUUGAACUAGCACAAACAACACAUAUCACAGGAGAAAUUGCUUAUCAUGAUUAUGAAGGAAUUGUCAUUUCAAACGAUGAACAAGAACGUAUUGUACGCGAUUUGGGAGAAAAAGACGUGAUGAUUCUACGUAACCACGGUUUGAUUACAUGUGGACCAUCGGUUGGUGCUGCAUAUUACCAUGCGUAUACAUUGUGUGCAGCGGCAGAAAUGCAAGCACAUGCGUGUUCAAUGGCCUUCAAUAAAUUGGAUUUGAUUAUACCUGAAGAUCGGUUGAUUCAGCUGAGUAUGGCGAUUGCAAAGAAUUUUAAUGAAACUUCAAUGGGAACGUUAGAAUUUGCCGCAGCAAUGCGUGAACUUGAUUACGAUCAAGAUCAUUCAACAUAUCCAAACUAUCGAAAUUGA